AUGUCAUCAUUCGACGUCCUCAUCAUCGGGGCCGGUAUAUCAGGAAUUAAUGCUGCCUACCGCGUGCAAGAACAAUUUCCUGACUAUCGCGUCGCCGUCUUGGAGGCACGCGACAACAUCGGGGGUACAUGGGACCUGUUCCGCUACCCUGGCAUCCGAUCAGACUCUGAUCUGUAUACCUUCGGCUUCCAGUGGUUCCCCUGGAACCAGCCAAACCCCAUCGCAGAAGGGGGUGACAUACUGAGGUACCUGAACGAUGCGGUUGCUGCCCAUGGUCUCAAGGAGCAUAUCCGCCUAAACCACCGGGUAAAAGCCGCCAAAUGGGACGGGCAGCAAUGGCACAUCGAAGUGGAAACCGGAGGAAAGGUGCAAGAACUCAGCAGCAAGAUGGUCAUCUUCGGGACUGGCUACUACGACUACCACGACCCUCUCGAUGCCGCCAUCCCAGGGCUUCAGGACUUCAAAGGCGAGGUGAUCCACCCGCAGUUCUGGCUAGAGAAGUUCGAAGCGACGGGCAAGAAAAUAGUGAUCAUUGGGAGUGGCGCAACUGCUGUGACCCUCGUGCCCUCACUAGCAGAGGACGCAGAGUCGGUAACAAUGCUGCAGCGCAGCCCUACCUACCUCGCCUCCAUCCCCAACCGGAGCCCCAACACCCUCUGGAGCAGACUCCUCCCACGGUUAAUGCUGUAUCACUUCCGUAGACUGUGGUACCUGACCGUCCCGCAACUCUUCUACCAGUUUUGCACGAGCUUCCCACAUGCUGCUCGGACCCUGCUCCAGAAAGGCAUCAAGCAACAACUCCCCCCUCACAUCGGGAUGGAACCCCAUUUCACGCCUCGCUACAACCCCUGGGAACAGAGACUCUGCGCCUGCCCAGACGGAGACUUCUUCAACGCCCUGCGCUCGACCAAAGCCAAAGUCGAGACGGGGGUGAUAGAGAGCGUCACCGAGACCGGAAUCCAACUGAACAGCGGUAAAACGCUCGACGCAGACGUCAUCGUCACAGCAACGGGUCUGCGCAUGAAAUUCUUCGGCGGGAUCCCGAUAUACGUCAAAGACGAGAAAUUCAACCCCUCCGAGAAGUAUAUGUGGAAUGCCCUCAUGCUGCAGGAUCUCCCGAAUGCGAUGACCGUCUUGGGGUUUGCGAAUGCGUCGUGGACUCUUGGGGCGGAUAUUGCGAUGACCCUUGGCUGUAGAAUACUCAGGCACAUGCAGAGCAACUCCUAUUCGACUAUCACUCCGACAUUGGAGGGCCAGGUUCAGCUGGAUAGCCGUCCACCAUUGGAUCUGCAGUCUAACUAUGUCAAGCGUGCACAGAAGGAGCUGCCGAAAGCGUCUGGGGAGAGACCGUGGGUGUCGCGGACUGGAUACUUCUCGGACAGAUAUUUUGCGUCGUUUGGUGACAUUAGAAAGGGGCUCGUUUUUUCUUAG
Messenger RNA from Aspergillus versicolor CBS 583.65, 1431 nucleotides. RefSeq names its product flavin-containing monooxygenase. Lineage: Eukaryota; Fungi; Ascomycota; Eurotiomycetes; Eurotiales; Aspergillaceae. Bases 1 to 1431 code for a protein of 476 amino acids. The record is from RefSeq and is a predicted model, not a curated record. The transcript has a single exon.